This is a messenger RNA of Cryptococcus deneoformans JEC21, 723 nucleotides long. RefSeq lists its product as hypothetical. Lineage: Eukaryota; Fungi; Basidiomycota; Tremellomycetes; Tremellales; Cryptococcaceae. The transcript has 3 exons. Gene Ontology annotation, molecular function: hexosyltransferase activity. The record is from RefSeq and is a predicted model, not a curated record. The coding region runs from base 64 to 666 and encodes 200 amino acids. Gene Ontology annotation, biological process: dolichol-linked oligosaccharide biosynthetic process.
CCAUAACAAGACAUACAGCAAGCAUAUAACUCGACCCAGACGACCAGUAAACCUGCUAGACCCAUGGCCCACCCCUUCACCCUCCUCGUCACAGUCGGAUCUACCCUUUUCCCGUCCCUCACCUCCCACGUCCUCUUACCGACGUUCCUCUCCCUCCUUCAAUCUCUCGGCGUUCAGCGGCUUGUCGUUCAGUACGGACGGGCAGAGCUCAAGCUGCAGGAUGAUGUCAAACAAACCCUCAACAUAGAUUCACAAGGCGAUGGGAUAGGGGUAUGGAGCGAUAAUGAUGGUGACAGGGUUAGGGACGAGAAGCAAAACGGGAUGGUAGUGGAAGUGAUGAGGUUUACGAACGACUUUGAGGGGUUAGUGGGAAAGUCCGAUGCGGUGAUCAGUCAUGCAGGUUCUGGAUCUAUCCUUACCGUGCUUCGUCGAGCACCCCCGAUACCUCUACUUGUCGUGCCCAAUCGAAGUCUUAUGGAUGAUCACCAGUCAGAGCUGGCUGAUGCGCUUUACAAAGAUGGUUACGUCAUGGUUGCUUCCGUAGAGGACCUUGAAGAGAAAGUGCAGCCGUUCUUGAAGAUAUGGCCCAGUCAAGCGAAGUUGUUUCCAGAGACGCGGAAGGAGGUUUUCAGAGAGGUCGUUGACGACCUUAUGGGCUAUGAUUAGUUUUGGGCCUUUAUGUAUAUCUGUAUGUCAUAAAUGUUCAGCUGCCCUUGGUCCGUU